This is a messenger RNA of Fusarium tjaetaba, 1461 nucleotides long. RefSeq lists its product as uncharacterized. The record is from RefSeq and is a predicted model, not a curated record. NCBI's taxonomy places the organism in Eukaryota, Fungi, Ascomycota, Sordariomycetes, Hypocreales, Nectriaceae. Bases 1 to 1461 code for a protein of 486 amino acids. Gene Ontology annotation, molecular function: protein binding. The transcript has a single exon.
AUGGCUCGCCUCAAAGAUAUACCAAAUGAGAUCCUCACGAUUAUCUUCACACAUCUCUCUGACAUCGACCACUCCAGCAUCUUCAACGUCACUCUCGUCAACAAGCACUUCAACCAGCUCGCCAGUCCUCUCCGCGUCCGUCACUGGACUGAUGAAGGAUACUACGGCUACUACGAUGAUAUCGAGUACUACGACGGCGAUUCGCUAUGCCCACCAAUCUCAAGACUAGCGCUCGAGCUCUUGCGCCAUCCUGAAUACCGUCUACAAGUCAGGACUCUAUCGUUUUCGUUUCCAGGCUUUAACAGAAGUGGUGACCGCAAUGCAACGCGGCCCAUGAAGCCUGAAAAUCUCCAGAUGCUCGCUAGGGCAGCUGAAGAAGUGGUUCCGACACUCGCCAAGUCAACAUGUAUAUGUGCCCGUAUUCUUGAAGGCAAGGACGACGCUAUCGCUACUCUCGUCCUCGCAUGGGCGACGAACUUGAGAUGCCUCAGUAUGACCAUUCCUUCCUUUGAUCCGACGCCAGGACAUGACGAGGGUCCGUUGGUCCUGCACUUUGCAAAACAACUGGCUCUUCGCUUUGACGACGAAGACGCGAAGCCACAUGCGCUGCUACCACUGGCCAAGCUUCGAGAACUCGAGUUUCGAAACGGGUAUAUCGACACUAUUCUUGGGCUCAAGUUCCUAACACCGUUUCUCUACCUCCCCAAUCUCAAGAUCCUCAAAACUUACAGAGUUGGUGAUCAAGUUUACAACGAUCCUGAGGAAGACGUUCAAAACUAUACUAAAGACAAAUAUUGCAUGCCGUUUCCGAAGGGUACCUCGUCUAUUGAGUCUGUCACUAUGAGAGAAACUAACUUGACGAGCGAGGGACUCGCAGAUCUUCUUGUUUCUUGUACCAGCUUGAGAUAUUUCUACCUUGACUUCUCAUGGAAUCUCGAGAACAUCAAACGGAACUGGACCAUACUAGCUAGGAGCCUGAUCAAUCAUGCAGCAUCUCUGGAGGAGUUGCAUCUAUGUGUUGAUCACUGUGAAGUUGAGUGGGUGGGAGAUACUGUUGGCGACGGAACAGGCGAUCCUAAGACCAUCGAUUUCAAUUGCUACCACCAACUCACUAGACUCGAAGUUCUCAGGGUUCCCAUGCCUCAUCUAUAUGGUCACGAUCUAGGGUCACGCUUAGGACCUCUAGAGGCAAGUCCCGUGGGGUUGCCGGAAUCUAUCCAGCGAGUCAGGCUCUUGGACAUGAAGUUGUGCUGCGAUUCCCUAUACCGUCCCGAGCAUGAAAUUUCACCCUUCUUGGACUUUGUCUUUAAUCUCAUCGGGGAGACGGGACCACAAGGGAGAUUAAGAAAUCUUCAUACACUGGAUUGUAUCGAAGCACUUUGUGACAUCCUGAAGAGUGAAAGGAUGCAAGAAAUCAAGGACCUGGCAGAAGAGCGCGGGGUCAACAUUCUCCUUUGCUGA